CACAUAUAAAUCCCAAAAUCCAUUUCUUUCAGAAAAACCUUGAAAUUCUUCAAUGGCUGCUUCUAUCACAAGCUCUUCUGCUUGCAACAGCAGAAUCAACCUCAACUCUUCAAGGGUGCUUCCCAUUCUCAGAGGAACACACCCAUCUUCCUAUUUUCCUUCAAACUUCUUAAAGUUUGCAUCUUUUCCUUCUUCCUUAGCUUCUAGAAACCCCUCUUCUGUCUCUUGCUCCCUCACCAGAGACCCUGCAUCUGUUCUUCCAUUGGAGGAACAUGGCAAGCUCGAGAAUGGGUCGGUUUUGCUUCAGCGACCCGAUUCGUUUGGCAGGUUUGGCAAGUUCGGUGGCAAGUAUGUCCCUGAAACUCUAAUGCAUGCACUCACUGAGCUUGAGGCUGCGUUCCAUUCCCUUACUGCUGAUGAAGAUUUUCAGAGAGAGUUGGCUGGGAUUCUAAAAGACUAUGUUGGUCGGGAGACUCCUCUUUAUUUUGCGGAAAGGUUGACGGAGCAUUACAAGAGGCCUAAUGGUGAAGGGCCUCACAUUUAUCUAAAGAGGGAAGAUCUUAAUCACACUGGUGCUCACAAAAUUAACAAUGCUGUUGCCCAAGCUUUGCUUGCGAAGAGUUUGGGCAAAAAACGCAUUAUUGCUGAAACUGGAGCUGGUCAGCAUGGAGUUGCCACUGCUACUGUGUGUGCUCGAUUUGGUUUAGAAUGCAUUAUUUACAUGGGUGCACAGGAUAUGGAAAGGCAGGCACUCAAUGUUUUCAGAAUGCGUCUUCUUGGUGCUGAGGUGAGACCAGUACAUUCUGGGACUGCUACACUCAAGGAUGCUACAUCAGAGGCUAUAAGGGACUGGGUGACUAAUGUCGAGACUACUCAUUAUAUUUUGGGUUCUGUUGCUGGGCCGCAUCCAUAUCCAAUGAUGGUAAGAGAGUUUCAUGCAGUAAUUGGCAAGGAAACCAGAAAGCAAGCUUUGGAAAAAUGGGGAGGGAAACCAGAUGUUCUGAUCGCAUGUGUCGGUGGAGGUUCAAAUGCCAUGGGACUUUUCCAUGAAUUUGUUGAUGACAAAGAUGUUAGGCUCAUUGGUGUGGAGGCUGCUGGAUUUGGCCUGGACAGUGGCAAGCAUGCUGCAACAUUAACAAAGGGAGAAGUUGGGGUUUUGCAUGGAGCUAUGAGCUAUCUGCUGCAGGAUGAUGAUGGACAAAUAGUUGAGCCUCACUCUAUAAGUGCAGGCUUGGACUACCCUGGUGUCGGACCUGAACAUAGCUUUUUGAAAGAUUUAGGGCGUGCUGAAUAUUAUAGCAUCACUGAUGAAGAAGCAUUGGAAGCUUUUAAGAGGGUUUCACGACUUGAAGGCAUAAUUCCAGCUUUGGAGACAUCUCAUGCGUUGGCGUAUCUAGAGAAAGUGUGCCCAACCUUUCCUAAUGGAACAAAGGUUGUGGUUAACUUCAGUGGCAGAGGUGAUAAGGAUGUUCAAACUGCUAUCAAGUACUUGAAGCUUUGAAGGGGUCAAGUCCCUUGAGUAGACCGUAGUUUAGCUGCUGAAUGGGCUUCAUUUUCAAUCUAAUGUUAAACCAAGUUCUAGUUAAAGAACCAUGUAUGUUUUUGCAUCCCGGAACUGUGAGUAUUCAUUUUGUAAUAAACUUCUGUUUUGAAUGGCACAAUAAAAAUAGUGAAAGCAAUAAA
Gastrolobium bilobum is the source of this 1683-nucleotide messenger RNA. RefSeq names its product tryptophan synthase beta chain 1-like. Gene Ontology annotation, biological process: L-tryptophan biosynthetic process. Gene Ontology annotation, cellular component: cytoplasm; chloroplast stroma. Gene Ontology annotation, molecular function: tryptophan synthase activity. NCBI's taxonomy places the organism in Eukaryota, Viridiplantae, Streptophyta, Magnoliopsida, Fabales, Fabaceae. The transcript is spliced from 5 exons. The record is from RefSeq and is a predicted model, not a curated record. The coding region runs from base 53 to 1501 and encodes 482 amino acids.